GUGGAGCUUCACCGGAGAGGGAGAUGAUCAGGCGGGAAAUGGAGGCGGCAGCAAAGGAAGUAGCCGUGCUGGAGCUGCCGCUCGGGGACGCGGCCGAGACAUUCUCGCUGGAGAAGGCCGUGUGCAGCCACGGUCUGUUCAUGAUGGCCCCCAACAGGUGGGAUCCGCUCACUCGCACCUUCUCUCGGCCUCUCCGUCUCAUCGCAGACCUCGAGGGCGACGCUUCCUUGUCCGUGAUGGUCCGCAUUUCUCACCAUUCUCGAGCUCUUCAAGUCCUAGUAUACGGCCACUCCGCUCUCUCUCCGGAACAUGAAAGCUCGCUGAUGCAUCAAGUGAGAAGGAUGCUGCGUUUGACGGAGAAUGACGAGAGUAACAUGCGGGGAUUCAGGAAGAUGUGCGAGGAGAUGAGAGCAUCAGAAGUGGUGAGGAAUUUUGGAGGCAGAGUGUUCAGGUCCCCUACCCUUUUUGAAGAUAUGGUGAAGUGCAUUCUCCUUUGCAACUGCCAGUGGUCCAGGACUUUAGACAUGGCGCUUGCACUUUGUGAGCUUCAGUUGGAGUUGCAGCAUAGCUCAUCUAAUUUAUCAGGUUCUGAAGCUUCUGUUAAGGUUGCCGAGACCGCAGAAGCUAAAACUGAGGGUUUUUUUCCAAAAACCCCUUCACUGAAAGAGGCAAAACGAAAACGUGUGAGAAGGAUGUCAGGGACCAACUUAUCAGGCAAGUUUACAGAUAUUGAGCAGGAUUUGAAGGUGGAUGUAACUACGAAGAUUGAGGGUGUAGAGAAUGUUGAAAAUGGCAGCUGCUUGCAAGAGACCGACAGAUAUGCGUCUAACUCUUCUUCAACAAAUAAUGGGUUUAUUGAAUCUGGCAAUCAACGAAGUUGUCAGACUUUGAAUGAAUCCUGUGAAGUUGAUCAUUGUUUUGAUAAGAUUGGAAAUUUUCCUAGUGCAAGAGAACUAGCUACUCUUGAUGAGAGUUUCCUUGCCAAACGCUGCAAUCUUGGCUAUAGAGCAAGCCGUAUUCUAAAGCUCUCUCAGGGUAUCGUCAAAGGGAAGAUACAGCUGAGACAGUUAGAAGAGAUGUGUGAUACGCAAAACUUUUCGAGUUACGCUGAGCUGAUGGAGCAGCUCAAGGAAAUUGAUGGUUUUGGUCCCUUCACAUGUGCCAAUGUGCUAAUGUGUAUGGGAUUCUACCAUGCUAUUCCAACUGAUUCAGAAACAAUUAGACAUCUGAAGCAGGUCCAUGCAAAAAGCUCUUCCCUUCAGACGAUUCAAAGAGAUGUUGAAGAGAUUUAUGGACAGUAUGCUCCAUUUCAAUUCUUAACUUAUUGGGCAGAAAUUUGGAACUUUUACGAGCAAACAUUCGGGAAGCUAAGUGCAAUGCCUUACUCAGACUAUAGACUUAUCACCGCUAGUAAUAUGAGAACAAAAAAGGGUUGCAGAAACAAGAGGAGCAAGCCAAUUUGAUGGAGUUAGUGCACCGGCCAUGACAGGCAUGCUCCUUCCUCUCUUAUCUGUUUACUAGUGCACUUGUACUAACGAACUUCAUGGAUGUAUGUUGUCACAUAUUAACAUGCGGACCUUAAAGCUAAUUUUGGAGCCAAACAGUCGGUUCACUUGCGGACCUUAAAGCGAAUCUUGAUUGGAGCCAAACACUUGGUUCUUGCCUUCUAGGAGGUGCUUAAUUAUAUUUCGGAAACAUUAACAGAGGUAGUUCAGAGAACAUAAUUACUUAAGUCUCUGAAUUCUUUCCCUGUUAACUUCAGCCUCCAAACUGUUCCGUUCCAUAGUUCAAAUCAUGGUGGUUGUGAUGUUGUCCUCUACAUACAGAGGGCAGCUCCUUUCAAGCCCCACCCUUUGAUCUCAUCCCUUUCUUUUCUCCGAGUGAUGCUUUCUUUUUCAAUAAAUUCCUUCUGAUUUCUCAUGUAAGGAAAGUGCUGAAAAUAUCGGAAAGCACAGACCGCACAAAUGAAGAAGCGCAGUUCUCUAGCU
Molecule: messenger RNA, 1988 nt
Organism: Punica granatum (pomegranate)
Lineage: Eukaryota; Viridiplantae; Streptophyta; Magnoliopsida; Myrtales; Lythraceae
Source: RefSeq, a predicted model, not a curated record